AUGAGUAAGCUUUUGAAAUUGGGCUCAAUCACGUUGGUUUCGACUGCUUUGGCGACUUCGUACUACUUCUAUGCUGUCGACAGGGACGGGUACCACUACAAUCGUUCCGUGUGGAAGAAAGUGAGCGACAGGACGAGGGGCCUUCUGGAUAGGAAGCAAGAUCUGGAGCGCAGCAGUCCCCAUACCACUGAACUACGGGAGGUGAUUCAAAGACCUGUCUCCGAGACAUUCAAAGACCUGUGGAACGAGCAGGUCAGAGAAAUUGUCAGGUGGGUAUACUCGCUGGGCAAUUGA
This is a messenger RNA of Torulaspora globosa, 294 nucleotides long. RefSeq names its product Mic12p (gene MIC12). Gene Ontology annotation, cellular component: mitochondrial crista junction; MICOS complex. The record is from RefSeq and is a predicted model, not a curated record. Lineage: Eukaryota; Fungi; Ascomycota; Saccharomycetes; Saccharomycetales; Saccharomycetaceae. Gene Ontology annotation, biological process: cristae formation. The transcript has a single exon. The coding region runs from base 1 to 294 and encodes 97 amino acids.